Messenger RNA from Zea mays, 729 nucleotides. Its product is annotated as DNA-directed RNA polymerase subunit beta'. NCBI's taxonomy places the organism in Eukaryota, Viridiplantae, Streptophyta, Magnoliopsida, Poales, Poaceae. The record is from RefSeq and is marked predicted.
UUUUUUUGCUGGCUUUGCUGCUAAGUGCUAACACACGUGUGGUCGAGAACCAACGAGCGACGGCAAACCAGGCACAGCAGAGCCGCUCAAAGAGCCAGAUGAACGGCAUGCUGCUGCAUCUGCCCGCCGGCGCCAGCACCGUUGCUCGCGCUCCCGUCCCGCCGCUGCCGCGCCAGCUCGCGCCCCGGCGGACAGCGCGGUGCAGCGCGAAGAAGAAGGCAGCGAACGAGGCCAAGGACGACCGGCGGGCGGGAGACGGCGCCGGCGUGCUCUCCCGGACCGUGAUGCUUCGGGCCGGCGUCGCGCUAUUCGCCCUCGGCUUCGUCGACGCCGGGUACAGCGGCGACUGGUCCCGCAUCGGCGCCAUCUCCAAGGACACCGAGGAGCUGCUCAAGCUGGGCGCCUACGCCGUCGUGCCGCUCUCUCUGGCCCUCAUAAUCUGGUUACCCGAAGGCGACAGCGACCGUGAAUCGUAGGAUUUGAGAAAGCAGAUCGCAUUUCUUCUUAUCUCAGUAGAAAAGCGAAGAGCAUCGGGUUCUAGACUCGGCGCUGGAUCGUUUUCCGUGUUAUGGGUUGGGAUGAAAUCACGAUGUAGCUAGUACGUCGGCGAAUUGAACGUGUGGCUUCAAGUAAAAAAACGGCAAUGCCAAGCUACAUCGAUGUAAUACAAGACAGGUCUACCAGUUUCUUUUCUGACGAUAAAAAUCAAAGAAAAAAAGAUUAAAAAAA